Molecule: messenger RNA, 759 nt
Organism: Penicillium soppii
Lineage: Eukaryota; Fungi; Ascomycota; Eurotiomycetes; Eurotiales; Aspergillaceae
Product: alpha/beta hydrolase
Exons: 3
Coding region: 1-759 (252 amino acids)
Cellular component (GO): cytoplasm; nucleus
Source: RefSeq, a predicted model, not a curated record
AUGGAAUUCAAAAAACCACAAAGUCCAACUUCAUCUUGUGCCAAGGUUUUGAUGCUACAUGGACAUGGCCAAUCUGGACAAUUCUUUCGCUGCAAGACCCAGUUUCUGCAGCCUAGUGUCGAAAGGAUCUUGCUCAAUUCUCUACGGAAGGAUACGACUCGGGGACCAUUUGAAUCUGUCGAGUUCUAUUAUCCAUCGGGAUUCUUGCCCGCUGAUCCUGACCGCACCCACGGGGAAAGUACCAACAUGCGGGCGUGGGGGCAUGGCGAUGUUGAAGCUGAUCGCAUUCAAGGUCUUGAAUUUUCUGUUGACCAUGUUCUACGCUUUAUUGAAACCCACGGGCCAUUCAUUGGUAUUAUGGGUUUCUCCACAGGUGCUACCGUUGCUGCUAUAGUAUGCUCUCUACUUGAGAAGCGAAAAUCGAUAGGUGGUUUUUCAUUCAAUAUAAAUCAUCCCCCCUUGGACUUUGCGGUCUCAAUUUCUGGAUUUACACUCGAUCACCCCACCUACACCCCGUUAUAUAGUCCAAAGAUUGAAACACCAAUCUUACAUGUCAUUGGCACCUUGGAUACAAUGAUUGAGGAAUCUCAGUCUUUGCGAUUACGAGAUUCUUGCAAAGACCCCUCUUUGUAUUACUUCCUUGGUACUCAUCAUGUCCCCCGAUCGGAUGACUUCUUGAACGCAUUAGCUCUAUUUUUUGAGCAUGUUUAUAACAUGAAUGAGAAUAAAGAGGAUGAGUGGGAGGAUUUGGAGGGCUGA